Molecule: messenger RNA, 1182 nt
Organism: Gadus macrocephalus (Pacific cod)
Lineage: Eukaryota; Metazoa; Chordata; Actinopteri; Gadiformes; Gadidae
Exons: 5
Coding region: 1-1182 (393 amino acids)
Source: RefSeq, a predicted model, not a curated record
AUGAGGGACACGGGGAGCUCGUCUGAACCGGAGACCUCCGCCCCGCCGGUCGCCUCUGAUUGGGCCAAAUAUGACAAACUCUACAAAGACAUCCACCAGGGCCCCCAGCCCCGCACCCACACAGGGACACUCGACAGAGGCAUCAACAAGGGCCCGACCACGGCCAUACCACCUGCAGGAAGCUGCCCUGAUAAUCUCUUCCAGCUCCCCCAACAGACGCAGAGAACGAGAGUGAUGAAGUAUCCUCUGAACGACCAAAGAGCAGCAGCCCAGUGCGUCUCUGGGAGCGGCUCCCCGGCCUCCAGCACUCAGGAACCACGAGGCCCCCAGGACUCAGGAACCACGAGGCCCCCAGGACUGAGGAACCACGAGGCCCCAGGACUCAGGAACCACGAGGCCCCAGGACUCAGGAACCACGGGCCCCAGCACUCAGGAACCACGAGGCCCCCAGGACUCAGGAACCACGAGGCCCCCAGGACUCAGGAACCACGAGGCCCCCAGGACUCAGGAACCACGAGGCCCCCAGGACUCAGGAACCACGAGGCCCCCAGGACUCAGGAACCACGAGGCCCCCAGGACUCAGGAACCACGAGGCCCCCAGGACUGAGGAACCACGAGGCCCCCAGGACUCAGGAACCACGAGGCCCCCAGGACUCAGGAACCACGAGGCCCCCAGGACUCAGGAACCACGAGGCCCCCAGGACUCAGGAACCACGGGCCCCAGCACUCAGGAACCACGAGGCCCCCAGGACUGAGGAACCACGGGCCCCCAGGACUGAGGAACUACGAGGCCCCAGGACUGAGGAACCACGAGGCCCCCACGACUCAGGAACCACGAGGAACCACGGGCCCCAGCACUCAGGAACCACGAGGCCCCCAGGACUGAGGAACCACUGGCCCCCAGGACUGAGGAACCACGAGGCCCCCAGGACUCAGGAACCACGAGGCCCCCAGGACUCAGGAACCACGAGGCCCCCAGGACUGAGGAACCACUGGCCCCCAGGACUGAGGAACCACUGGCCCCCAGGACUGAGGAACCACAAGGCCCCCAGGACUGAGGAACCACGAGGCCCCCAGGACUCAGGAACCACGAGGCCCCCAGGACUCAGGAACCACGAGGCCCCCAGGACUCAGGAACCACGAGGCCCCAGGACUGAGGAACCACAAGGCCCCCAGGACUGA